CCACUACACACUUUACUCUCCUCCAUCAAAAGAAUCUCAUCUCCCACUUCAAACCCUAAAGAAAAAUCAAUCAAAGCUUGCUCCUUUAAUGGCGAGCUUCAUUCUCCCCAUGUCAUCCCUCGUUCUCCUCCUAGCUUUGACCUCACUCUUCUCAAGAAUCUCCAUAUCUGAAGCUUCAUCUUCCUUCUCGUUCACAAGAUACGAUAAAAACGCGAGCUUUAUCUCCGACGACAUUUCCCUCUACGGCGACGCAAAGCUCUUAGAUGGCGGAGCUUCGAUUCAGCUGACUGACUCAGUGAGCCACAUCGGCGGUGGAGUCCUCUACAAGAAACCCAUCGAGUCCAAAGACACUAACGCGGACUACUUCACGGGGUUCUCUACUGUCUUCUCUUUCUCCAUGCCUCCUGGUCGUGGUGGGAGUGUAGGUCUUGUCGUGUUUCCUUCUAACGGAACGUUUGAUCACUCUCUCUUCGAAGUCAAGUUCGAUAUUUCUGAUAAUUUCACCAAGCUUAGAGACUCCAAUGUAACGGUUGGUGUAUAUGGUUCUACGGUUGCUGAGAAGAUAAGCAAUCUCACGGUUGUAAACUUCGAGGAAGAGGAGGAGGAGAUGUUGUUGUACGUCUGGAUUAAUUACCAAGCGAAUAUCAGGUACUUGGAUGCUUCCUUAACCAAUUCAAAACGGUAUAAAUAUCCACAGACUCGGUUCGGUUCUCGGGUUGAUUCGUUGCAAGACGAGGAUGAAUUCAUGGUCGGUGUUAAGUCGUAUAACGGGAACUUUAGCCUCCAUUCUUGGAGAUUACAAGCGGGACACUUCUCUAGGAGUAUGCACUCCUAUGCGGCGCUUCUUGAGUCAAAGCGUAGAUGGGAGGAGAAGGUGGAGAAGAGGAGAAGAGAGAAGAUGCGGGGGACUGUGACUUGCUUCGUCAUGACCUUUGGAUCUAUAGGGCUUGUGUUCUUUGCUGGUAUGCGUAUAUGGGCAGCUUUCAAAAGGAACUAUCUUGUGGUGGUGGUGGGGCCUGAGGAAUGUGGGCAGAAGACAAAGGAGUUCGAGUACGAGAAGAUGGAGAAAAU
This is a messenger RNA of Eruca vesicaria subsp. sativa (arugula), 1071 nucleotides long. The record is from the annotation of a GenBank genome assembly. NCBI's taxonomy places the organism in Eukaryota, Viridiplantae, Streptophyta, Magnoliopsida, Brassicales, Brassicaceae.